AUGGUUCGUCAGGUGUCCCCAACCGCCUCUUCCGGCUUAGGCUCCUCUCGCCCACCCAGUGCAGUGAGAAAAGGAUCCAAGGAGAAGAGGCAGGGCCGUGACAACUUCCCGGCGUCCCUCUCGAGCCUUGCGGCCAUCGAACCGUUGGUCAAUCAAGAGGAUCUCGAUCGUUUGGACAGCAAAGUCACGAAGAUGGAGGCGGAUCUAGGAUCCAUGCACGGCGACAUUCAACGCGUGAUUGAGAUGAUGAACGACAAG
This is a messenger RNA of Symbiodinium sp. CCMP2456, 258 nucleotides long. The record is from the annotation of a GenBank genome assembly. NCBI's taxonomy places the organism in Eukaryota, Dinophyceae, Suessiales, Symbiodiniaceae.